CAAAUGGGGCUAUUUUACAGAUGAGAAAAUCAAGAUCCGAGAAGGAGAGAAGAUUUUCCAAAGUCACAUAGCAAAAAGAGGAGUGGUUGGUCGCGUGGAAAGUGCGUCUGCACCCAGGACACAGCACCCGUGAGCCAGCUUGAGGGACCUGCAGAGAAGCCUGUCCUGGUGGCCUGAGACAACUGUCCUGCUGGGUCAAGAUGACCACAGCCACCCCUGUGGGGAAUGCUCCCUUCUCACUGAAUGUCACCAACAGGGAAGAAGACUUUCUAUACAAGAGUUCUGGAGCCAUCGUUGCUGCCGUUGUGGUUGUUGUCAUCAUCAUCUUCACUGUGGUUCUUGUCCUGCUGAAGAUAUACAACAGGAAAAUGAGGACAAGGAGGGAGUUGGAGCCCAAGGGCCCCAAGCCAGCCCCAGCUUCUCCCCCGGGCCCAAACGGCAACAGCAGUCAGCACCCAGCCACUGUGACCUUCAGCCCUGUGGACAUCCAUGUGGAGACACAGACUCGAUGACCCAGCCUGGUGCUCUCUCCACCACUGUCUGAAGAAACUCUGCAGGCAAGACCAUGAAGCACUUUCUCAUCCGGCAGCUUCACUAAGUGCUUUCCGGUCGGGUGGACAGGGACCUCUCUUAUGCCAUCCCUGAUGCUUCCAGCACCUGCACCUCUGUCCUGCCCUGCUCCACUCCCACUGUGUCCUUAUCCCUGAAGUCACCUUGCCUCAAAGCCUUGGAAUGCUCCUUUGUCAUCUGAUGAAGUAGAGCCGUGUAGGGAAUACUCUGAUGGAAGUGUGGCUCU
Sorex fumeus (smoky shrew) is the source of this 796-nucleotide messenger RNA. RefSeq names its product non-compact myelin associated protein (gene NCMAP). The transcript has 5 exons. Bases 201 to 512 code for a protein of 103 amino acids. Gene Ontology annotation, biological process: peripheral nervous system myelin formation; regulation of myelination. Gene Ontology annotation, molecular function: structural constituent of myelin sheath. Lineage: Eukaryota; Metazoa; Chordata; Mammalia; Eulipotyphla; Soricidae. Gene Ontology annotation, cellular component: plasma membrane; Schmidt-Lanterman incisure; paranode region of axon. The record is from RefSeq and is a predicted model, not a curated record.